Messenger RNA from Drosophila grimshawi, 2523 nucleotides. It is a transcript of the gene twisted, whose product is annotated as protein O-mannosyl-transferase 2. Bases 195 to 2444 code for a protein of 749 amino acids. Gene Ontology annotation, molecular function: dolichyl-phosphate-mannose-protein mannosyltransferase activity. NCBI's taxonomy places the organism in Eukaryota, Metazoa, Arthropoda, Insecta, Diptera, Drosophilidae. Gene Ontology annotation, biological process: protein O-linked glycosylation via mannose. Gene Ontology annotation, cellular component: endoplasmic reticulum; membrane. The transcript is spliced from 11 exons. The record is from RefSeq and is a predicted model, not a curated record.
ACGCAAAGACCGGUUUUUUUUUGUUCAUGUUAUGAUUGUUGGGGAAUGAAAGAAUGCCAGAAGAGAAAGCAUUCUGAGCUGGACGCGAACUUAACUUUAUUCUCGGUUCCCGCCUCUGACUUUGUUGACGUGUGCAACAGUUAAAAUGUAAAAGAUUUUUACCGAAACAUUUUAUUUGCUUGGACUUCAAAACAAUGGCAGCAAGUGUUGUUAAGACACCCAAUUGUGCGAGAAAGCCCAAAGAGUUGGCCAAGACGCAGCCAGCACAGAUAAGUGACAAUGCUGCCAAGUGGCGCUGGUGGGUGCUGCUGUUGGCCGUUUUUCUCAUCACCUUUGCCACUCGCUACUAUAAGGUAACCGAACCGGAUCACAUUUGCUGGGAUGAGACGCACUUUGGCAAAAUGGGCAGCUGGUAUAUAAAUCGCACCUUCUUCUUCGAUGUACAUCCACCGCUGGGCAAGAUGUUAAUUGGCUUAUCGGGCUAUUUGACGGGCUACAAUGGCACCUUUCCGUUUGAGAAACCGGGUGACAAAUACAACGAGACACGCUACCAGGGAAUGCGCUAUUUCUGCACAACGCUGGGGGCACUGAUAAUGCCGAUGGGUUUCGACACCGUCUACGAUCUGACACGCUCCCACGAGGCAGCAGUGCUCUCAGCCGCCUAUCUAAUCUUUGAUGUGGGCAUGCUGACACUUAAUCAGUACAUACUACUCGAUCCGAUACUCUUGUUCUUCAUGAUGGGCUCGGUGUGGGGCAUGGUCAAGAUAUCCAAAUGCACCACAGCUGGUGGCUCGUAUACGGCACGCUGGUGGCUCUGGCUGCUGCUCACCGGCACCAUGCUCUCCUGCACGACAAGCGUGAAGUUUGUGGGUCUGUUUGUGGUGUUGCUGGUGGGUCUGCACACCGCCAGCGAGCUCUGGCUCAUAUUGGGUGAUCUGAGCAAACCAAUUGCGGAGACCCUCAAACAGAUUGCGUGUCGCGCCCUCGCGCUCAUCCUCUGGCCAAUUGUGCUCUACACAUUCUUCUUCUACAUACAUCUGAGCGUGCUGAAUCGCAGUGGGAAUGGCGAUGGCUUCUACAGCUCGGCGUUUCAGUCACGACUCAUCGGCAAUUCGCUGUACAAUGCGAGCAUGCCCAGAGAUGUGGCCUAUGGCGCACUGGUAACCAUUAAGAAUCACAAGACCGGUGGCGGCUACCUCCACUCGCAUGCCCAUCUCUAUCCCAAGGGCAGUGGCGCCCGACAGCAGCAGAUCACCACGUAUACGCACAAGGAUGACAAUAACAUCUGGCAGAUCAAACCGUACAACAAGCAACAGUUGGCCAAGGAUGAGCUGCGGCUGCUGCGACACGGAGAUCUGCUGAGACUCGAGCAUUUGGUGACCAAGCGGAAUCUGCACUCGCACAGCGAACCGGCGCCAAUGACUAAGAAGCAUCUGCAGGUCACCGGAUAUGGCGAGCUGGGCGUGGGCGAUGCCAACGAUGUGUGGCGCGUACUCAUUGUGGGCGGUCGUGCGAAUGACACAAUUCACACGGUGACCUCGCGUCUGAUGUUCGUGCACUAUCUGCAGAACUGUGCGCUCACGUCCAGCGGCAAACAGCUGCCCAAGUGGGGCUUCGAGCAGCAGGAGGUCUCCUGCAAUCUCAACAUACGCGACAAGAAUGCCCACUGGAAUGUGGAGGACAAUCAGCACAAGCAACUGCCCAGUGUUAGCUUCAGCAUCUAUGCGCCGGGCUUCUUUGCGCGCUUCCUGGAAUCCCAUGCGGUCAUGUUGCAGGGCAACGCCGGCCUCAAGCCCAAAGAGGGCGAGAUCACAAGCCGACCAUGGCAAUGGCCAAUUAACUAUCGGGGUCAAUUCUUUUCGGGCAGCAGCUAUCGCAUUUAUUUGCUUGGAAACCCCGUCAUCUGGUGGAGCAACCUCGUCUUUCUGCUGCUCUUCAUCGCCGUCUACCUAUGCAAUGCCAUCCUGCAGCACCGUCGUGCUGGCCUCGCUGCCCAAAGACCCACUGGAGGUGCCACGGCAGAGCAACUGUCCACCGAAUCAACAACAACUGAGCUGUGCAGCUGUUGUCCGGCAAUGAAACCAACUGAAAAUACGCUCGAAUCUAAGCCGAAUCCUGACAUGUCCUUGCAGGCAGCUGCUUGGCUUUUCAUCGGCUGGUUGCUGCACUAUUUGCCCUUCUGGGCAAUGGGUCGCGUGCUCUACUUUCAUCACUACUUUCCGGCACUGAUAUUCAACUCAUUGCUGACGGGCAUUAUGUUCAACUAUAUUAUACGAUCGCUGCCAAAGUGGCUGCAACAUGUGCUCCUCGGCUCAGUGCUGUCGACGAUUGUGUAUAGCUUUGUGGUCUUCUCGCCGCUGGCCUACGGCAUGAAUGGUCCGCUGGCCAAUGAGCCCAAUUCGACGAUGCACAGCCUCAAGUGGCUGUCGACGUGGGAGUUUUGAGUGGGCCAAUUAAAAAGUCGACUGCUUGCAUAGAAAUAGACAUUUCAUAUAUACAUUUAUAUAUUUAACACAUAUAUAU